Messenger RNA from Drosophila ficusphila, 1425 nucleotides. It is a transcript of the gene Snap24, whose product is annotated as synaptosomal-associated protein 25. Gene Ontology annotation, cellular component: plasma membrane; SNARE complex. The record is from RefSeq and is a predicted model, not a curated record. NCBI's taxonomy places the organism in Eukaryota, Metazoa, Arthropoda, Insecta, Diptera, Drosophilidae. The coding region runs from base 323 to 961 and encodes 212 amino acids. The transcript has a single exon. Gene Ontology annotation, biological process: synaptic vesicle priming; synaptic vesicle fusion to presynaptic active zone membrane; exocytosis. Gene Ontology annotation, molecular function: SNAP receptor activity; syntaxin binding.
UAUGCAAGUAUUAGAUAUCGCCCCCAGCGCGGUCUCUCUAUUUCUCAUAUGUAUACAAAUUGGCGUUGUGUAGUGUGAAAAAACAAAAUUUUUGCAAAAAUAAGUUCCUAAUCAACUUGACGGGCACAAACGAGCUUAACCCCACCCUAAUAACAUAUCCACCGUAGUCACAUAGUGAAACCAGCACAAAGGUCGUUUCGAGAUUUCUCGACUGUGAGUCACUCUGGCUAAAUUUCCCCCAACCCGCAAACACAAUAAGACAAACGUCUUGCCCCGCAACCACUUGCUAAGCGUUUAAGUCAUCAAAUCACCCAGCCCGGAAAUGGCCGCCGUGGAGAAUGCCGAGCCCCGCACAGAACUGCAGGAGCUGCAGUUCAAGUCCGGCCAAGUGGCCGAUGAAUCUCUGGAGAGUACUCGUCGGAUGCUCAGUUUGAUGGACGAGAGCAAGGAGGCGGGCAUUCGCACCCUCGUCGCAUUGGACGAUCAGGGCGAGCAACUAGACCGUAUCGAGGAGGGCAUGGACAGGAUCAACGCGGACAUGCGAGAGGCGGAAAAGAACCUUAGCGGCAUGGAGAAGUGCUGCGGUAUCUGCGUUCUGCCCUGGAAGAAGGUGAACAUUAAGGAUGACGGCGAGAGUGCCUGGAAGGCCAACGACGAUGGCAAGAUCGUGGCCAGCCAGCCGCAGCGGGUCAUCGACGAACGGGAGCGCGGCGGAAUGGGUGCUCCACCACAAUCCGGAUAUGUGGCAAGGAUCACAAACGAUGCACGAGAGGACGAAAUGGACGAAAACCUCGGGCAGGUGAAUUCCAUGCUGGGCAACCUGCGCAACAUGGCCCUCGACAUGGGCUCAGAGCUGGAGAACCAGAACAAACAGGUUGACCGCAUCAAUGCGAAGGGCGAUGCCAACAACAUUCGCAUGGACGGUGUCAACAAGCGCGCCAACAAUCUGCUCAAGAGUUAAAUAUGCACAAAGGACACGUCCCGAAUCGAUAGCGUAACACGAUAGCCAGUCACCUCCACUUCUAUCUUGUUAGGGUAACGAACCAAUGUUGUGGGCACAAACCGUAGCAGGUGGUACUACGUUAUUUAUACCAUAUAUUAUAUACAUAUACAAGUAGCCACCGGUAACUUAACUACUCCUGGCAAGCGCAAGCGUAACAGACCCAUCUACUUACAAGCACUACAAGCCGGAAGAACUAACUAUUCUCUACAAUACUAACUACUUACUAUAACUACACUUGUGUACAAAUGGCAACCACAAUCGGUUGCCGGAAACAAUUUUAUUAUGAGAUUUACCGAACGAUGUAUGUACUUUUUUUUGGUACAAACUUUUUGAGCAUUUUACUGAACUUUGUGAAAUCAAACCAAGCAACUGCUGAGAUGGAUAUAUUGAUGUAUUUACAAUUCGUAGAACCACCGCAACCC